GCCUCUCGCUUCGCAAUCUGCUGCCAUUUCGCCGUAUGGUCCAUCCCAUGGGCCAGUCUAGGGAUCCUUAGGCUUCCGAUACGGUGGGCAGCGAUCGACAGGCCCGCACUAGCCGUGCACCCAGAUCUCUCAUUUCCCCAGGGCCGCCGGCAUUGAACUUAGCCUGCCAACAGUCGGCCAUGCGGCCAGCUGCCAGUGCCCAGCCACCAUGGUCAUGUAAGUGGGAUGGUCGCCCAAGCCCAGCGCUCGGUGACAACCCAUUUUCCCAGCCCGUUGCCUUCAAUUAUGCUCACCUCACCAUGCGUUUCGCCUUGAUUCUGUCGUGCGCUGCGCUCGCGCGUGCGCAGUACUCGGCGAACGAGGGCGCAAUCGCCUCAGCCGCUACAUCUCUGCCUGCCACUCCGACGCCUCAGGCCGCGCCGUCUCCCACAGUCAGCGCCGCUGUCAUCUUCCCCUCCGCCGAUAGCUCGUGGUCCCACAACGGCACGGCGUACUUCAAGUACUCGUUGCCCGACGGUGUGAGCCCGAAGAGCAUCGUCUACGUCCUCUCCAACGACAACUCGGCGCUUCUCAAGGCUGGCAAUUCAGAUUUGGACGAGUUGAAGUCCUACUUUGUGUUUCAGAGGCUGAUCCGAUCGACGGCGCAGCCGGCUGGAACCGGGACAUACUGGAUCAAGUGGAUUCCUGCGUACGGCGACAAUCCCGAUGAUGUGCAGCCGGGCUCGGGCUUCAAGGUCGGCGUGGCUUACCGUCUUGGCGACACCACUCAGCCGCUCCAGUUCGCCUGGUCUGUGCCCUUCGAGAUCCGUGCCGAUGGAGCAGACAGUCUUCCGGCUGAUGUGUCGGCGUACCCAGCGAACGCAACUAUGAGCAACUGGAAUCCGCCCAAUGGACCGACGCAGUCUGCCGUUUUGAGUGGUGGAGGCCUCAGCCUCGCCCCACUUCGGUGGGGCGCGAGCGUCGGCGCCAUAGUGGCGAUGGCUGUGGGAUUGUGACCUUUGCCCCUCGAUGGGGCAUAUGUGGACAGUGGGAAGAGUAUGCGGCGAGGGAGGGUUGUCGAGAUGAGAGACGUUGAUUGUCAUAUUCACGGACGUGACAACCCUGGGUAUUAUAGGUGAUGAGACGCGUUAUAGCAGUGCACGAUGUCAUGUAAUGUUGUC
Cutaneotrichosporon oleaginosum is the source of this 1160-nucleotide messenger RNA. RefSeq lists its product as uncharacterized. The record is from RefSeq and is a predicted model, not a curated record. NCBI's taxonomy places the organism in Eukaryota, Fungi, Basidiomycota, Tremellomycetes, Trichosporonales, Trichosporonaceae.